AUGUCGUCUUCGACUUUGGGCAGCAGCGAGCUGCCAAAGUCUGGCCUCAGUUACGAUUGGUUUAAGCUCGAGGGUGUAUCAGAACGGGGAGCUGGAGGACGAUUGGUGGUCGCACCGGGCGUACUCACACGGCCGGACUUGGACUUCAAUUGGAACAUAGUAGCAGCGGCAAUGGGCUACCUAGGAGCACGCCCUUCGGUGGACACUCUCGAGGAUGAAGUCGAUCAUUUCUUUCAGCGCUGCAGACAGCGGGGAAAGAAACCUGUUUGUCGUAACAUGGCUUCAAGGAAGAUCAAUGAUUGUGGGUGUAAUGUGACGACCCAAGACACGCAAGUAUUGGAUCAAUGUUCGUUGGAUGAUGCAGCAGCCAAUGCCUGCAAAGAGAUAGAGGCCAAGGAGCGUGCAGCUCUUGCUGCUCGAGUGUUUGAUGACAAGUGCCCGGCGAGAUUGGGUCCGAAGCGACUCCUGACUCAAACGGUUGAGUGGGAGCCCAGCAAGAUCAUCAAGAAAGAACCGGUUAUCAAGCAGGAGCCUUCGCAAAAGGCACCGCAGCAGCCUCCGCCCCAGAAGCCUUUGCAAGAGCCGCCCCAGAAGCCUUUGGAAGAGCCGCCCCAGAAGCCUUUGGAAGAGCCGCCCCAGAAGCCUUUGGUAGAGCCACCGCAGAAGCCUUUGGUAGAGCCACCGCAGAAGCCUUUGGUAGAGCCACCGCAGAAGCCUUUGGAAGAGCCGCCGCAGAAGCCUUUGCAAGAGCCGCCCCAGAAGCCUUCGGUAGAGCCACCGCAGAAGCCUUUGGUAGAGCCGCCUGAGAAGCCUUUGGUAGAGCCACCGCAGAAGCCUUUGGAAGAGCCACCGCAGAAGCCUUUGGAAGAGCCACGGCAGAAGCCUUGGAUGGAGCCACCGCAGAAGCCUUUGGGAGAGCCACAGCAGAAGCCUUUGGGAAAGCCACCAGCCAAGCCUUCAGUAGAGCUUCGUGUGCCGAUAAAGAAAGAGCCUCUAGAUCAUCCAAUCAAGAUGGAGCCUGGUGUCAAGCGAGAGGCUGAGGCAGAAGAUGCGGUUCGUUGUCCAGGGUUUGCUGCUGCAGUGGAGUCUGAAGGUGGCUCCGAUGUCAAAGGAGUGGAGUCCCAAGCCCCGGAUGCUGUUCAGGGCAGCGAUAAUGGAGGUGAUCAUCGUUGCACUGACGAGCGAGAUGAUGGAAGAGAGAUGGAAAGACCUGCCCUCCUAAGCACAGCUGGUGUUGUGUCACCAGGUGAGCAGCUUCGUAAGCUCCUGCUGGACCACGGUACUUUCGACAAGAUCGAGGGAGUGCUGGAGAAGUGGCACGUGCAGAAAAAGAAGUCGGCAGAGACAGGAAAUGUCUAUGCACAGAUAGGCCACCAUAUAUGCCCUAGGCUGAGCAAGAAUUUGACCUCCUGCUUGGUGGAGAUGAACGAGUGCUACAAGAAGUUGACCGAGGUGCAGGCCGAUGCUGCAACCACCGACAAUGAGGCCAAUAUUGCCAGGCAAGGCAGUUAG
Molecule: messenger RNA, 1512 nt
Organism: Symbiodinium sp. CCMP2592
Lineage: Eukaryota; Dinophyceae; Suessiales; Symbiodiniaceae
Source: the annotation of a GenBank genome assembly